Messenger RNA from Malania oleifera, 1804 nucleotides. Its product is annotated as la-related protein 6B. The transcript has 10 exons. Bases 100 to 1566 code for a protein of 488 amino acids. The record is from RefSeq and is a predicted model, not a curated record. Gene Ontology annotation, cellular component: nucleus. Gene Ontology annotation, molecular function: mRNA binding. NCBI's taxonomy places the organism in Eukaryota, Viridiplantae, Streptophyta, Magnoliopsida, Santalales, Ximeniaceae. Gene Ontology annotation, biological process: RNA processing.
ACCCGAGAAAUCCUCUCCAUUGUCUUCGCCCUCAGGGGCUUUCUUCCCUAACCAAAACCCUAGAUCCAUCGUGAAAACCCCUCGCCUCUACAGUCCACAAUGGCCGAAGAAGACUCUCCUCUAUCUCCUCAUCCUCUUGAUUCGCCUCCCCUCACUGCCGAUCGCACUGACGCUGACCAGUCCUCCUCCUCGUCUUCCUCUUCCGAUCCAUCCCUGCUCUCUCGCAACUCAUCUUUCAGUCGCCUAAACGCUCAGGCACCCGAGUUCGUCCCCCGCGCUCCAACUCGGUCUGAUCUGCAGCAGCCACGCCUCGUUAUUCCUCCCGCUCCUCCCCCCGGCAUCGUUCACGUCUUUCCCCCUCCGAGUUCUCCUUUUCAAGUCCCGAUUCAGCCUCCCGUCCCCGUUCCUCACCAUCAUCAUCACCCACAUGUUCAGUAUCAUUCCCACCAUCAUCAUCCUCAUCAUCACCGCCCUCAGUAUUACGGCGGUUUUGCUGAGCACGAGGCUGUUGUUCAGUCUCAAUCUCAAUCUCAACCAUCGCCUUCUGAUCCCGAUCAUUCCACUGCACCCAGAAAUGGUUUAUCCGAAGAAGCUACUCAUAAGAUCUUGAAUCAGGUGGAGUAUUAUUUCAGUGAUUUGAACCUAGCUACUACAGAUCAUCUAAUGAGGUUCAUUAAUAAAGAUCCUGAAGGAUAUGUGCCAAUAUCUGUUGUCGCAUCUUUCAAGAAGAUAAAAGCUCUGACAAGUAAUCAUUCUCAGCUUGCUGCUGUUUUGCGGAACUCUGCAAAGCUUAUAGUUAGUGAGGAUGGGAAGAAAGUCAGACGGCAGCAUCCACUGACUGAGUCAGACAUGGAAGAGUUGCAAUCACGCAUAGUUGUUGCUGAAAACUUACCUGAGGACCAUUGCCACCAAAAUCUUAUGAAGCUUUUCUCUGCUGUUGGGAGUGUGAAGACAAUUCGUACCUGCCAGCCUCAAACUUCCAAUGGUGGGGGUUCUUCAGCAUCUAGAUCAGCAAAAGCAGACAACUUACUCUUUAGUAACAAGUUGCAUGCAUUUGUGGAAUACGAGACUGUUGAGCUGGCAGAGAAAGCUGUUGCGGAACUGAAUGGUGAGGGGAGCUGGAGGAGCAGCCUCAGAGUACGCCUGCUGCAUAGACGCACGGCAAAGCCUGCACAAGUACGAGGGAAAAAAGGGCAUGAAGCUGACGGGAAUGGUGAGGAAGAUGAUGUUUCUACAUCUGAGCAGCAGUUAAAUGAGAAGCAGCCCGAUGAUCCUUCCCAACAAUCUGAACUCUACCAUCAGGAUCAUGCAGGGGAGGAGCAUGUUAAUGACAGGGAGGGUGGUCCUCGAAAGGGUCGGGGUCGUGGCCGGGGCAAGGGACGUGGACGGGGUCAAUACCAUCAUCACAAUAACCGUGCGGGAUCCAUAGGAACUCCGCCUCCAAAUAACUUGCCCAAUAAUGAGCAACCAAGUGUAGUGAAGCAGCCUCCUGGUCCCCGCAUGCCAGAUGGCACAAGGGGGUUUGCAGUGGGCCGGGGGAAGCCAGUUGCUGUCAAUAUUGCAUAAUAAAUAUAACUACUUACCAAGUUAUUACUACAGAUAAAAGGAAUGUGUUUUUGGGAAGCAUCUGGAGCUAGAUUGCUGUAGAGUUGAUUGGGGUGGCCAGUGUCAUUUUCAUUUCUUUUAAGUAUUGAUGGCAGGGUUUUAACAAGGGGCUAUCAAUCCAUUGUAGUUCUUGUUAGGGUCCAUACAUAACAGCCUUUUUUUUUUUUUAUAUAUAUAUAAUUUUCAUUUUUAGUAGCUA